Acinonyx jubatus (cheetah) is the source of this 4741-nucleotide messenger RNA. RefSeq names its product X-ray repair cross complementing 4 (gene XRCC4). Gene Ontology annotation, cellular component: DNA-dependent protein kinase-DNA ligase 4 complex; nucleus; DNA ligase IV complex. The transcript is spliced from 9 exons. Gene Ontology annotation, molecular function: DNA binding. Lineage: Eukaryota; Metazoa; Chordata; Mammalia; Carnivora; Felidae. The record is from RefSeq and is a predicted model, not a curated record. Bases 166 to 1164 code for a protein of 332 amino acids. Gene Ontology annotation, biological process: immunoglobulin V(D)J recombination; positive regulation of ligase activity; double-strand break repair via nonhomologous end joining.
CCCGACACUAGGAUAGGUUCCUCGCAACCGGAAAAGGCAGGAGUUAAGAGACGUCAUGCGCUUCUGCGGAAGAGGACGACACUCUCAUUGGCUGCGGGUCGUCUGUCUGUAGGAGCGGGCCUUUUGGAGGAGACCGGAAGUGGAGCGAAUGAGAGGUGACCAGAAAUGGAAAGAAAAGUAAGCAGAAUUUGUUUUGCUUCUGAACCAGAUAUAAUUCAUUUUCUACAAAUUGCUUGGGAGAGAACGUUAGCAUCUGGUUUUGUUAUUACACUUACUGAUGGUCAGUCAGCAUGGACCGGAACAGUUUCUGAAUCAGAGAUUUCUCAAGAAGCUGAUGACAUGGCAAUGGAAAAAGAGAAAUAUGUUGAUGAACUGAGGAAAGUAUUGAUAUCAGGAGGAGGACCAGCUGAUGCAUACAAGUUUGAUUUUUCUAAAGAGUCUUGUCAUUUCUCCUUUGAGAAAAACCUGAAAGAUGUUUCAUUUAGACUUGGUUCCUUCAAUCUAGAGAGAGUUGCAAGUCCAGCUGAGGUCAUUAGGAAACUUAUUUGUGAUUGCCUGGACACCAUUGCGGAAAACCAAGCCAAAAAUGAGCACCUGCAGAAGGAAAAUGAAAGGCUUCUGAGAGAUUGGAAUGAUAUUCAAGGACGAUUUGAAAAAUGUGUGAGUGCUAAGGAAGCUUUGGAGACUGAUCUUUAUAAGCGGUUUAUUCUAGUGCUGAAUGAGAAGAAAGCAAAGAUCAGAAGCUUGCAUAAAUUGUUAAAUGAAGUUCAAGAACCAGAAAGGAACAUUCAGCGUGAAAGGGAAGCCACAACAUGUUCUGAAAUGACUGCUGAUAGAGAUGCAGUCUACGAUGAAAGUACUGAUGAAGAAAGUGAGAACCUGCCUGAUCCCUCUGUGUUAGCUCCAGCUACUUCUAGAGAUGAUUCCAUCAUUUCAAGUCCUGAUGUCACCGAUAUUGCACCAAGUAGAAAGAGGAGGCAGCGGAUGCAAAAAAAUCUUGGAACAGAACCUAAAAUGGCUUCUCAGGUGACUCAGCCUCAAGAAAAGGAAAAGCUUGAUCCUCCACAACCUGAGAAGUUGAAAAAGGAGCACAGCUCAACUGAAAACAUGUCUUUAGAAACUCUAAGAAACAGUAGUUCAGAAGACCUCUUUGAUGAGAUUUAACUGUCUCAAAAGAGCUACCAUUCCAUUCUUGGCCCAUAAUUCACAAACUAGAGAAAUGUGCCCAUCAAGAACAAACUCACUACUAGUUGCGCUCAGAAAUGUUACCCCAGAGUGCCAAGGUAAGAACAAAAAUCUAAAUAGGAUAAAACUAAGUAAAUUGAUCCCGUAUAACUGCAACUUAAGAAAAAUAGUCAUUGAGAUGGUCUUUCUGAUGGCCUCAGUGCUUGAGACUAUAUCAACAGAUUUACUGGGUGUCCUCCCUCAGUUCUCAGAACUAUAAAACAACUUUACACUUUUCUAGAAGGAGCUUCAAAGAGUAAUUGAAUGAAACCCCGUAGACAGAUCACUCCUCAGCUUAUGCCCUCUGUUGCUGUUGGUGAUGUGUCUUCAUCCCAUGACUUGGAACUAACUAUGGCAUCUUUGAUGAUUUUUCUAAAUAGGCCCACUAAUUCUCACCGUGAGUUGACUUAUACAUAGGUGAUUAUUCUACAUCAUGAAUGAACCAUUCUAGAUUUAGAAUGUGUCUAAAUCUUCAAAUCACAGUCUUAAUUAAACUGUGCUAUAGAUACAUUUCUUAUCCUGUCUUUUUUUUAACGUAAUUUAUUGUCCAGUUGGCUUACAUACAACACCCAGUGCUCAUCCCAACAAGUGCCCUCCUCAAUGACCACCACCCAUUUUCCUCUCUCCCCCACUCACCCUCAGUUUGUUCUCUAUAUUUAAGAGUCUCUUGUGGUUUGCCUCCCUCCCUGUAAUCCUGUCUUGAAACCCGCUCCAGUAGCCAUCAUGUCCACCACUCCACCGAAGAGUUCUUAUCAAGUCACAAAGGAUCUUCAAGUUGCUAAAGUCAUUGGUCAUUUCUAGCCUCAUCUUAGUCACACUGAAACACUGAUAACUUAACAUACUUGAUCUCUGAUUCAUUGUUGUCUCUUGGUUAUCUUCCUCUUCUACUGGCUAUUCCUUCUUUAUGACUUUUUUGCUUCCUCCUAAUUUUCUCAGUCUCUAUAAAGGGAUCUGUACUCAGAUCUCUUUUCUUUACAUUAUUGGCUAAGUGGUCUCAUUUAGUCCAUGACUUUAAGUAACUUUACAUGAUGAAGAAUGCCAACUGCCUCCUGGCCUCUCUUCUUGGAUGUACAAAUGACAUGGUAACUCUAACAUUAAAUUCUUUAUUGUGUCUUCAAACAUACUUAUUUACCAGCCUUUUCCAUUUCAUAAAUAACAAUUCUAUUCAACCAGUUGCCCAGGCAAAAACUUUUGGAGACAUCCUUGAUUCAUCCAUUUCUCUCUAAUCUCCAAUUGUAAUCUAUAGUCCAUAAUCUCUAAUCUCUAAUUAUAACGUACUAGCGAUCUGCUCCCAGCUCCAUUUCUGUGGCUUUACCUCCAGCCCUCCCCCCGCCUUUUUUUUUUUUUUUUUUUGCCCUAUCCCUUUUCCAGCCACAGUCAUGUCAGUACGGUGCCUUGAAUGUGCUAUUUCUCUGGCUAGAAUGCUCUUCCCUUCAGAUUAGCUACAUAGUCACUCCCUUACUUUUUUCAUGUUUCUAUUCAGAUUCCAUGUUAUUGGGGAGGCCUUCCCUGACCAUCCUAUGUAAAAUAGCACCCUUCUAGCAUUACCUGCCACACCAUUGUUUCUCUUGCUCUCAUUCAUCAUUUUCCACAUCAGUUUCAGACCUGGCAUAUUAUAUGUGUUCAUUUGUUUGUUGUCUGUCUCCCCUCACCCUACUACAAACACCAUUAGAAGAGGGACUUAGUCUCUUUUGUACUCUCCUAUAAUCUCCUUUGCCUAGAGUGCUGCUUUGUGCACAUAGAUACUUAAUAGAUUUUUCUGGGUUAAUGAUUUAAAUUUUUAUCACAGUAACUAUAAGAGCAAUAAGGCAUGGGAAGUUUUGUUGAUUAGGCCCACUGACUUGUUACUAGAACAAACCCUCUACUGAAUCUGACAUGAAAGCUUGGUCUAAAUUAUAUCAGACUCUCUUAGCAUUUAUAGUGUUCAAGAGUUUACAUUUCUAUGUACAAAUCAUAUGUCCAAGUCCCAACAAUAUUAAGGCUCAAAAUGAGAUCAUAUUAAUUUUACUAUUUUUUUCUGAGUUUUGUUUAUUUAUUUUUGACAAACUUUGUGUAUAUUGAAGGUGUACAGUAUAAUGUGUUUUUUUUAUAAUACAUUGUUUGAUAUAUGUGUGUAUACUGUGAAAUGAUCACCACAAUCAAACUAACCAACUUAUUUAUCACCUCCCAUAGUUAGACUCUUUUGUGUGUGUAUGGUGAGGACAUUUAAGAUCUACGCUCUUAGCAAAUUUCAGGUCUACAAAACAUUACUGAUACAGUCCCCAUGCUGUAUGUUGGAUCUCUAGAACUCCUUCAUCUUGUAAUUGAAAGUUUGUGACCUUUGAUCAGUAUUUCCCCUUUUCCUCCAUCCCUCUGCUUCUGAUAACCAUUAUUCCACUCUGUGUUACUAUAAGUUUGACUUUUUUUUUUUAAGAUUGAACAUUUAAUUGAAAUCAUAUGAUAUUUAUCUUUCUGUAUCUGGCUUAUUUUACUUAACAUAAUGUACUCCAGUUUCAUACAUAUUAUUGCAUAUGGCAGGAUUUCCUUCUUUUUAAAGGCUGAAUAAUAGUCCAUUGUGUAUUUAUACCACAUUUUGGUUAUUCAUUCAACUCAUUUCUCUAUCUUGGCUGCUGUGAAUAAUAAUGCUGCAAUGAACUAAUUUUUGACAAAGGAACCAAGAAUACUCCAUAAGAAAAGGAUAGUCUCUUCAAUAAAUGGUCUUAGAAAACCUGGAUUGCCACAUGCAAAACAAUGAAAUGGGAUACUUUGUCUUACACCAUACCUAAAAAUCAACUCAACAUGAAUUAAAGACUUAAAUGUAAGCCCUAAAACCAUAAAACUCCUAGAAGAAAACAUAAGGGUCAGCUCCUUGACAUUGGUCUUGGAAAUGAUUUUUUGGAAUUGAUACCAAAGCAGAGGCAACAAAAGCAAAAAUAAAUAAAUGAGACUACAGUAAAAUUUGAAAGUUCCUGCACAACAAAGGAAACCAUCAACAACAUACGAAGGCAACCUAUGGAAUGGGAGAAAAUAUUUGCAAAUCACAUAUCUAACAAGGAAUUAAUAUCCAAGAUAUAUAAGAAUUUUAUACACCUCAAUACCAGAACAACAAAUAACUCGAUUUUAAAAUGUGAAAAGGACCUGAAUAGACAUUUUUUCAAGAAGACAUGCAAAUGCUCAACAAGUGUAUGAAGAGGUAGUUGACAUCACUAAUCAUCAGAAAAAAUGAAAAUCAAAACCAUAAUGAGAUAUCACCUCAUACUUCUUAGAUUGGCUACCACCAAAAAGUCCAAAGAUAAUAGGCUUUGGUGAGGAUGUGGAGAAAAGGAAACUUUUGCACACUGUUGGUGAGAAUGUCCAUUAUGGAAAAUAAUGUGGAAGUUCCUCAAAAAAUUAUAAAUAGAACUACCAUGUGAUCCAGCUAUCCCACUUCUGGGUAUAUAUUGAAAGGAAAAGAAAUCAUUAUUCUGAAAAGAUAUUUACACUCGCAUGUUUUUAUUAACUUUAUAUAUCCAAAACAAAGACCUGAGUCUUCACUCCA